UUUUUAAAAGUAUUAAAUUUUUUAAAAGUAGACAAUUAUUUUAAAAAUAAAGUUUUAUUUUUAUAUAGUAUAACUAUGUACAAAGAUCCUUCAAUCGAGGAACUUUUUGGUUUUUCAGAUAGUAAUGAAUAUGAAUCAACAGAAGAAAAUAAUUCUUCUGAUGAACUUGAAGUUUUUGAUCAUAAGGUAUCACCAAGUUCAUUUAAUGGAAAUGAACCGAUUGAUAUAUCUUCCAUAACCUUUCCAUCGAUAUCUGGAUUAAUUCUUUAUGAAAACCUUUUAACUCACGAACAACAAAAUGAAUUAAUUAAUGGUAUUAUAGAAGCUAAUUAUUUUGAUAAUCCGGAAUCAAAUCAGGCAAUGUGUUUUGGCACAUUACCAUCAUUCCUUCUUAAUGCUGUUGAAAUUAUUUCUCAUACACCUGGACUUUUUCCUGAUGGAAUUCAGAAUAGGAAACCUUUAUUUGAUCAGUCAAUCAUCAAUUUAUAUAAACCUGGAGAAGGUAUUACAAGUCAUGUGGAUUUGCCAAGAUUUGAAGAUGGGAUUGUAGUCAUAUCAUUAUUAUCAUCAUGCGUAAUGCAAUUCAAACCCUUAUCUGACAUAUCUGACAUUGAACAGGAUGGUGAUAACACUAAUUAUUAUAACAAAUUUAAGGAUAUUCAAAAUACUGGUGAAACGAUACCAGUAAUUCUUAGACCAGGAUCCGUUCUUGCUCUCAGUGGAUCAUCUAGAUAUAAUUGGACUCAUGGAAUAGAAGAGAAUGAGAUUGAUGAGGUCGGGGAUGAAAAAAUCGUUCGAAACAUUAGAGUAUCUGUGACUUUAAGAAAAAUGAAACAGGAUCAAUUAUUAUUAAAUAAAGAUGAUUCAAACUCAUUUUCUUUCGAGGUUAAAAAACGUGGACACUAAGUUGCAAUUAAAUUUGAAAGCUUUAUUUAUUAUUUAUUAUUUAUUAUUUUUGAGAUGCAAACCAGUUUUUAUUAGUAGAAAAAAAAUCUGCAGUUAAAAUUUGCAAUAAUUUAUGUGAACGAACUUGCAGUAUGUAAUUAUGAAUUUCACUCAUACUGAAAAGAAUCAUUCUUUUUUGAAUAUUUACAAGAUAUAGAAGUGUAGCAAAAUAGCUUCGAAAAAUGAUAAAAUUUUAAUUUAUGAUAAAUCUUCAACGACAGAAG
Messenger RNA from Rhizophagus irregularis DAOM 181602=DAOM 197198, 1169 nucleotides. RefSeq lists its product as uncharacterized. NCBI's taxonomy places the organism in Eukaryota, Fungi, Glomeromycota, Glomeromycetes, Glomerales, Glomeraceae. The record is from RefSeq and is a predicted model, not a curated record. Gene Ontology annotation, biological process: DNA damage response.